Molecule: messenger RNA, 3065 nt
Organism: Neocloeon triangulifer
Lineage: Eukaryota; Metazoa; Arthropoda; Insecta; Ephemeroptera; Baetidae
Gene: e
Product: beta-alanyl-bioamine nonribosomal peptide synthetase ebony
Exons: 15
Coding region: 205-2814 (869 amino acids)
Source: RefSeq, a predicted model, not a curated record
GGGCUUGGAGCCUCCAGUCGGCGCAAUUUCCUCCGGCCUGUUUGCAUUUCGACUCAAAGUCGCGGUCAUUGGUGGUGCACCACUUCAACUUGCACACAAACAAACGCCAACUUUUACCCAAGAGCAGGAAACACGUCGAGAAAGAGACGUGCAGGUCUCCUUCAAAAAAGGGCUGCAAAGGAAGACUCGUAAAUUCCUCGAGACAUGGGGUCCAUCCCUGAGUUCUCGAUCCUGAAGGGCGACAGGCAGACCCUGCCGACGGGCCCUGAUUACCUGCUGCACCGACUGUUCGAAAGAAGCGCCGCCGCCAACAUUUGCAAGCCGGCUUUGUUCUCGGAAACGGACGCCGCCAGCCCGACUCACACCUUCGCACAACUGGACGCUUUGUCCUCCAGACUCGCCCGCGUCCUGCUCAACCAGCUGCACCGUCUGAAGGCUGAGCCCAAUGCCGACGGAGACUUCAUUGUUGGGGUGAGUUUGUCUCCCGGCGCCCCUUUGGUGGCCACACUUCUGGCCGUGUGGAAGAUGGGCGCCGCUUACAUGCCCGUCGAGCCCAGCGUCCCCAUUCAAAGGGCCGCACACAUUUUGGCCGACUCGAAGCCCCUCUUCGUGGUCGGCGAGACGAGAGCCCUGACCGAGUAUGCCAACGUCCUUCUCUACCAGGACCUUUUGAACCUCUCCCAAGAACAAGUGGCCAACGCCAUUCCAGACACAGAAUGUGUUCCGUGUGCGACGAACAAAGAGCCGCUGGCCGCCGUGCUGUACACCUCGGGAAGCACCGGAGCCCCCAAAGGAGUCCGUCUUUCGCACCGAGCUGUGCUGAAUCGCCUCCAGUGGCAGUGGCGCGUCUUCCCCUUUGCUGAAGAUGAGCAGAGUUGCGUCUUCAAAACCGCCCUCAGCUUUGUGGACUCGGUCGGAGAAAUGUUUGCUCCGUUGCUGCAGGGCAGGGCGCUGGUCACUGUGCCGCGAUGCACCGUCGGAAACCCCGAAAAGCUGGCCGAAGUCCUCGCUCUACACCAGGUGAGAAGACUGGUGUUGGUGCCUUCGCUGCUGCGCGCUCUUCUGCUCGUGGCUCGGGAGCGGCCAAAGCUGCUCAACGGGCUGCGUCUGUGGGUUUGCAGCGGAGAGGAGCUGCAUCUGGAGUUGGCCAGAGACUUCUUCUCCGCCUUCCCCAGUGGCUCGCACUUGGCCAAUUUCUACGGGAGCACAGAGGUCAUGGGCGACGUCACUUAUUUCCUCUUCAGAGACCCCAACGAUGUCGAGUGGGUCAAGCAGAGCGAGGCCAGAGUCCCAAUUGGCAUCCCAGUUGAAAACACAAUCAUCUACCUGCUUGACAAGCAGUUCCGACCGGUCCUGGCCGGAGAGCAAGGUGAGGUUUUUGUCGCCGGUCUGAACGUUGCCAAUGGCUACGUGAACAACAGAGAUCCUACCAAGUUCGUUCCCAACCCUUUUGCCACAGACCACGCAGUUUACAGCACGUUGUACCACACUGGCGAUUUCGGUCGCAUCGUCAAGGGCAAUUUGGUGUACGAAGGACGCGCCGACUCGCAAAUAAAAGUGCGCGGGCACCGCGUCGACCUGUCUGAAAUCCAGAAAGCCGUCCAGGCAGUUCCUGGCCUUGACAAGGUCAUCGUCCUGUGCUACCAACCAGGCAGACCUGAGCAGGCGGUGUUGGCGUUUGUGACCAUGGCUGCCGGAUCCUGCAUGUCCACCCAGCAGAUUGAAGCCAGUUUGCAAAGGAGCCUCGCUUCAUACAUGAUGCCUCAGAUAAUUAUUCUUGAAAACUUUCCUCUUCUCGUAAAUGGAAAAAUUGACAGACAACUCCUGCUGAGAAACUAUGAGCAAAAGCAAGAAGAAAAUGGUUCAAUAAACGUUCUGCUAGACCUAAGUUCCUGCCCCGAACAUCACAAAGAAGCUGCACAGGCUUUGCUCGAGACUGUCAAAUCGGUUCUCGGAGGCUCCUUGAAAACGAAUGUGCUCACUCUGGACGCCAAUUUCUACCAAAUGGGAGGAAACUCCCUCAAUUCUGUCUUCACUGUAACCAAACUACGGGACCAGGGCUUUAAUAUUGGCAUCAGCGAUUUCAUUGCCGCCGCCAAUCUGGGGGAAGUUGUUGAAAAAAUGGGGCCCAGGAAAGUGGCAUUAGACGUUGAGAUGGACAAAGAAAAUCGUUUCCCACAAUACACAGCGCACAUGCUAACACCAGAGCACAAGGACAGCGUCUUCAGGAUGAUCGUGGAGAGUUUCUACCAAAAAGCCGACAUUGAAAAAUGGUUACGGCCACAGCUGCAGAGGAGCGACUACGAGAUGCUAAUCCAGGCCAUAUGGAAACCAGUUGUUGAGAAAAAUCUCAGCUUUUUGGUGAAGGACAAAGAUGGGCGUGAUGUCGGCGCUGCCUUAAAUUUCGAUGUUUACGACGAGCCAGACGUUGACAUUGACAGCAGGCUAAUGAUUGUGUUUGAGUUUCUCGAAUCCGUCGAGGUGCAAGUCAGAGAAAAGGUUCUGCCGAAGGGCAAAGGGAAAGUGGUGCACAGCUUCAUGAUGGGCACUGAACCUGCAUUGAGCGCCGCUGAAAACGUCGAUGUCAUUGCGUUCAUGGAGGAGGAGGUUCUGAGACUGGCGCGCAGACGGUCCUUCAAGGGAAUCUUCACAACAAACACCAGUCCACUCACGCAGCAACUGGGCUCAGACAUCUUUGGCUACGAACCCCUUCUUGAAUACCAAGUCAACAAAUUUGUGGCUGCCGACGGGUCAAUGCCCUUCAAAGAGGCUCCAGACUGGCAAAUGGCCGUGUCGUGCUGGAAAAAAGUGUGAAAUUUUAAAAGCGUUUUUAUUUAAUUGACGACUUUAAUAUUAAUUUAGAGAGUACACAUGACGUAUAAUUUUAGAGAAAUCAUAUGUUAAUUUAAGCCUCAUUUGUGUGUUUCAUUGUCACAUUAGUUAGCAUAUCGAUUGCACAGUUAUUGACGUUUUUCAAAUGUAAAUAAAAACUAUUAUGUUUUAUUGAAAUAAAGAUUGAAAUAGUUUGUACAAAGAAAUAAAGAUUGCAGAUCAUUGAAACGAAA